AGUAAAUGAAUAUAUGAGGCAAGUCAAAUAAAGUGCGUAUGUGGUUUUGUGAAAGCUUCAUUAGUUAAAGCUUCAUUUAUGUUUCUACUCAAUAAAAUUUAUUUGAAUAAAUUAAAGCUAUUCUCUCAUUAGUUUUUUCUAGCCAAAUAAUUGUGCUUCAGUAAAAACUAAUGAAACUCAAAAGAUUUCAUUACAUUUACUCCCAACAGUUUUGAACUUGAUAUAAUUAAAAACAUUCCUUUUCCUGAUGUUUGAAUGAUCAGUGUGACUGUUAGUACAUUCAGUUGUGCAUUGACAAAAGCAAUAAAGUAUAGAGAUUCAUGGUCCUUACAUCAUUGUCAUCAGUGAAUGAGUACUCACCUGGACUUCUUAAACUUCCUGCUUAGUGUGUUAUAUAAGUGUCCAUGUUUAGUGUCCCUGUUUUGGUUUGCAUAUUUUUCAUUUAUAUAGUGAUAUUAUAUCAAGUUAAUAUACUCAGUCUUUUUUUCUUGUUGGGCACUUGAGUUGUUUCUUCAUUGUAAAUAUUGUGAAGAGAAGCCUGAAAUUUAGUGGUUUAUUUUAUUUUAUCUACCUGUUUAGCAAAACUUGAACUAGUUUUCUUUCUACCUGUACUUUUUUUUAUUUUGGGAAGGAAACACAUGACAGUAAAAAUUCUUAUACCAGUAAUUUUUUCUUCCCACUAAGAAUUUUCUAGGGGAUUGAAUUGGGCUUUUAAAAUCAGAUUAAAGAUUUUUAAUCAAUCUGAUAACAACUAAAGGACUUUCAGUUCAGUCACUCAGUUGUGUCCGACUGAGACCCCUCAUAUAGUAUGUACUUCUUUUGGUGGGGGGAGGAUGUCUGGCUUCUUAAACUCAGUAUUAGUGCUUUGAAAUUCAUCCAUAUUGUAAUGUGUUUGUGUCUUUUUAUUGUUGGGUAAUGUUAUAUUGUAUGGAUAUACUGCAAAACUUUAUUUUUGUCCAUGUUCUAAUUGACAGCGAUUUGGGUGGUUUUCAGCUUUUAACCAUUAUAUAUAAAGCUACUGUGAGCAUUCACAUAUAAGUCUCUGGAGGAAUAUAUACCUUCUUUUCUCCUCCAUAACUGUCUAAAAGUGGAAUAGCUGCAGAUGUGAUAGGGAAAUAUUUUUUCCCAGAUUGUGGCUUGUUUUAAUUCUUUUAACAGCAUGUUUCAAAGGGCAGCAACUGGCUCUAAUCAUGGACAGAGUGUCUCUGCAGGAAAUCUUUUUCUGUUCAGAAAGAUUUUUUUAAAAAAACUCUAAUAAGUGAAUUCUGCAAGGUUGAAAGAUACAAGGUCAAUAUAUAACAAUCAGUUGUAUUUCUAUAUAAUAGCAAAGGACAGCUGGAAAUAAAAAUUUUAAAGUAACAUCUCAAUAGCACCAGAACUUAUAAAAUAUUUAAUAUUGGCUUUACAAGACAUGUGCAAGAUUUGUAUAAUGAAAAUUACAAGAUACUAAUGGAAGAAACCAAAGAAGACCUACGUAAGUGGAGAGAGAUACCAUAUUCAUGUAUUGGAAGAGUUAAUAUUGUUAAGGUAACCAUUUGUCCUGAGCUCAUCUACAGAGUCAGUGCAAUUCCAGCCAGAUCUCAGGAGGAGAGGAUUUCUUAUAGAAAGAAACAAGCUGAUUCUAAAAUUGAUACGGGAAAACAAAGGAACUAGAAAAAGGUAAAACAAUUUUGAAAAAGACAAAAAAGUUGAAAAACUUGUGAUUUCAACUUAUUAUAUUACUGCAAUACUCAAGAAUAAAGAUAGAGAAAAGACAAACUUGCAGAUCAAUGGAACAAAAUAGAGAAUUCAGACAUGCAAAAUGGUCAGUUUGUUUUGAUGAGGGUAUUAAGGCAAUUCAGUAGAGUAAGGAUAAUCUGGAAUAGUUGGAUGUUCAUAUAUAAAAAACUCCGUCUUAUUUGGGCCUCUAAUAUCCUCUGUUGGACACUGGGCAGCCCCUUGCUCAGGAAUUCGUAUAAAUGUUGGAACAGAUGACAGAAAGGCGCCAAUGGAUAUGAAAUAGGAAAUAAGGUUUACUCACCAAGUCAACUGCAAAAGGAUUCCUUAAGGAGAGGUCUUAGGUUUAGUCCAGACUGAAGCCAAAGUGAAGGAGAAUGGUUGAAUUUAAUUUUCAUUGUGACUAGGAGUAUGAUAGUUCCCAUGUGUGGGAUUUUCAUGGUUUUAGCUUCCCAUUGAUAGUGGAGAGAAUGGCCAGGCUUUCAUACUAACUUAUCCAGAUGUGGGGCAAAGGGAGAGGGAAGUGGGCUUUAAGGCAGUUAACCUUCAAACAUCAAAAUAGCAAAUUUUUCUUUAUUAUAGCCUCAGUGCAAAAAUUCCCCAUUUUUGCCAGUCUAUGCAAAAACUGGUUCAAAAUGGUUCAUAGAUCUCAAAAUAAGACCUAAAGCUAGAAAAUAACUUGAAGAAAAUGUAAGACAAUCUUUUGGACCUUAGAUUGAGCAAAGUUUUUUUUUUUUUUUAAUUUCAGCAAAAAGUUAAACACCAAAAGCAUGAUCCAUAAAUGAAUAAAUCAGUACUGUGUUCAACUUCAUCAAAAUUAAGAACUUAUGCUGUCUGAAAGAGUGUUAUGAGAGUGAAAAGAGAAGUCCCAGACUGGGAGUUAAUGUUCUUCUAUCACAUAUCUAACAAAAAACUUGUAUCCAGAAUAUCUACAGAACUCACAAAAUUCAAUAGCAAAAACUGGCUAUCUUAUUUCAACUUCUUGUGUCCUUGAUUACUGGUGUGUGAGCCUGUAAAACUAAACCUUUGAAGAUGAUCUGGUAUAUUUUAGUUGUAGGGAUUCUACUUUCCCAGUCUUUGGCCCAUCCAGGCUUUUUUACUUCUAUUGGUCAGAUGACUGAUUUGAUUCAUACUGAAAAAGAUCUGGUGACUUCCCUGAAAGACUAUAUAAAGGCAGAAGAGGACAAAUUAGAACAAAUAAAAAAAUGGGCAGAGAAAUUAGAUCGGUUAACCAGCACAGCAACAAAAGAUCCAGAAGGAUUUGUUGGACACCCUGUAAAUGCAUUCAAAUUAAUGAAACGUCUGAACACUGAGUGGAGUGAGUUGGAGAAUCUGGUCCUUAAGGAUAUGUCAGAUGGUUUUAUCUCUAACCUAACCAUUCAGAGACAGUACUUCCCUAAUGAUGAAGAUCAGGUUGGUGCAGCCAAAGCUCUGUUGCGUCUCCAGGACACCUACAAUUUGGAUACGGAUACCAUCUCAAAGGGUGAUCUUCCAGGAGUAAAAGACAAAUCUUUUCUAACAGUUGAGGACUGUUUUGAGUUGGGCAAAGUGGCCUACACAGAAGCAGAUUAUUACCAUACAGAACUGUGGAUGGAACAAGCACUGAGGCAGCUGGAUGAAGGCGAAGUUUCUACCAUUGAUAAAGUCUCUGUUCUAGAUUAUUUGAGCUAUGCAGUAUACCAGCAGGGAGACCUGGAUAAGGCGCUUUUGCUCACAAAGAAACUUCUUGAACUAGAUCCUGAACAUCAGAGAGCUAACGGUAACUUAAAAUACUUUGAGUAUAUAAUGGCUAAAGAAAAAGAUGCCAAUAAGUCUUCAGAAGACCAAUCUGAUCAGAAAACCACACUGAAGAAAAAAGGUGCUGCUGUGGAUUACCUGCCAGAGAGACAGAAGUACGAAAUGCUGUGCCGUGGGGAGGGUAUCAAAAUGACUCCUCGGAGACAGAAAAAACUCUUCUGUCGCUACCAUGAUGGAAACCGGAAUCCUAAAUUUAUUCUGGCUCCAGCCAAACAGGAGGAUGAAUGGGACAAGCCUCGUAUUAUCCGCUUCCAUGAUAUUAUUUCUGAUGCAGAAAUUGAAAUUGUUAAAGAUCUAGCAAAACCAAGGCUGAGCCGAGCUACAGUACAUGACCCUGAGACUGGAAAAUUGACCACAGCCCAGUACAGAGUAUCUAAGAGUGCCUGGCUGUCUGGCUAUGAAAACCCUGUGGUGUCUCGAAUUAAUAUGAGAAUCCAAGAUCUAACAGGACUAGAUGUCUCCACAGCAGAGGAAUUACAGGUAGGUAAUCACAUUAUUCUUCUACUUCUUCAAAAGAUGCUUCACAUAGAGAACUCUCCUCAAUGUUAUGUGGCAGCCUGGAUGGGAGGGGAGUUUGGGGGAGAAUGGAUACAUCUAUAUGCAUGGCUGAGUCCUUUUGCUAUCCAUCUCAAAUUAUCACAACACUAUUAAUUGGCUAUACUCCAAUACAAAAUAAAAGGUUAAAAUUUUUUUUUAAAGAUGCUUUAGAUGAGAUUUUUCUGUCACUGUACAGACAAUAUUCAAUUUGCAAUAUACUUUGUGACUGUAAAAGUGAAUAUAUAGGCUGAAACCGUGUACACUGAUCUUAAUAAUCAGUGGGAAAACUUAAAAUUGUUCUGGGACCUUUAAAAUUUUUUCUCAAAACAUUAAAAACUCUUACUGUUGAGUAUAAAUUUCUAGGGAAAUUAAAAAUAUGUAAUACUAAUAUUUAUUAGUACAGUUUUUCAUAAAUAAUUUUUUCUUUCUGUUUUCUAUUCAUAUACCGUAAAAUUUACCCUGGUUUUAAUAUUUACAUGGUUGUACAAUCAUCACCACUAUUUUCAUCACACCAAAAGAAACCCCAUUUAAUCACUCUCCAUUCCCCUGCUCUAGUGCCCCUGGCAAAUGCUUCUCUACUUUCUAUGAAUUUGCCUAUUCUAGAUAUUUCAUAUAAAUGGAGUAAUACAAUAUGUGGCUUGCUAUAUUUGGGUUAUUUCACUUAACAAUGUUUUUAAGCUAUAUAUGUGUUGUAGCAUGAAUCAGUACUUCAUGCUUUUUCAUGUCUGAAUAAUACUCUCUUGUUGGAUAUACCACAUUUUAUUUAUCAGUUGAAGAACAUUUGUUUCCACUCUUUGGAUAUUAUGACUAAUGCUAUGAACAUUACAAAUUUUUGAACAGACAGCAUUUAAAUUCCUCUUGGGUAUAUAUCUACUUAAGGAAAUGUGCUGGGUCAUGUGUUAUCUUUAAUAUUUGAGGAGCUGACAAACUGUUUUCCCAAAUGGCCACAUGAUUUUAUGAUCCCACUGGCAAUGUACAAGGGUUCUAUUUUUGUCACAUCUUUGCCAACACCUGUUCUUGCCUGUUUUUUUAAAUUAAGAUUACUCUAAUAUGUUUGAAAUGCAAUUUCAUUAUGGUUUUUAAUUGCAUUUCCCUGGAAAACCACUAGAUCAUACAGGUAUGA
Messenger RNA from Odocoileus virginianus texanus, 5173 nucleotides. The record is from RefSeq and is a predicted model, not a curated record. NCBI's taxonomy places the organism in Eukaryota, Metazoa, Chordata, Mammalia, Artiodactyla, Cervidae.